UGGGCCGGGAGCCGUGAGCGGGCGGGGAUGGCGGGGGCCCGGGGCUGCCCCCAGGCGGGCUCCGGGGAGCGGGCUCUGGCCGAGCUGCUGCUCGAGUUCUCUCGGGCGCAGUAUCGGGCCAAGGACGGGGGCGGCGGCGGGGCCGGGAGCAGCGCGAAGGUGGAGAGGAUUGAGAAGCGCUGCCUGGAGCUGUUUGGCAGGGACUAUUGCUACAGCCUGAUCCAGAAUGUGAAUGGGGAAAUUUGUGGCCACUAUCCCCGGCAGAUCGUCUUCCUAGAGUACGAGAGCACUGACAGGGAGCGGAACAUGUUUGAGAGCACUGUGCAGGUCAGCAAACUGCAGGACCUCAUCAACCGCAGUAAAAUGGCCAGAUGUAGAGGACGAUUUGUCUGCCCAGUCAUUCUGUACAAGGGAAAGGAAUGUCCUUUCUCCCUGCAUUCUGAACAGUGUUUACUGGAGCUGUGCAGAGGUGUCUCUUUGCAGGAUUACGUAGAUGCUCCAUUAAGUAUCCCAGUGUCUCUGACUCGGUCUUUGAACAUUGACUGGAGCGAGUACCAGAGCUGGGACCUGGUGCAACAGACACAGAACUACCUGAAGCUGCUGAUCUCACUCAUCAAUGGGGACGAUGACAGCGGGCUUCUGGUACACUGUAUAUCCGGCUGGGACCGAACCCCUCUCUUCGUCGCCCUCCUGCGCCUCUCCUUGUGGGCCGAUGGGCUUAUCCACGCCUCGCUGGAGCCUGCGGAGAUUCUUUACCUGACAGUGGCCUAUGACUGGUUCCUUUUCGGGCACAUGUUGGUUGAUCGGCUCAGUAAAGGAGAAGAGAUUUUCUUUUUCUGCUUCAAUUUUCUGAAGCACAUCACCUCUGAGGAGUUCUCUGCUGUGAAGCUGCAGAGGAGGAAGAGCCUGCUGCCUGGCUUCACGGUGGAAGAAAUCUGCAUGCUCAAGCAGAGGGAUCGGGGCAGCACCACGAGCCUGAGCAGUGACUUCUCCCUAGUGCUGGAGAGUUCACCAGGAGCAGCUGGGAGCUUCACCUCUGAGGCUGUGGAGCUGAUGCCAGCUGGCGCACAGACCCAGGCCGCUUGGAGGAAGAGCCGUACAUCCUCUCCCCAAACGGUGCUCUGGAGCCGGACCCCACAGUCUGAAGACAGACCGCCUUACCAGGAAGCAAAGUCCUCUAGCUCCUCCUCCUCAAACCAUUCUGACACCUUCCUGAGGGUUGGAAGCAGCCCACUGGAGGUCCCGAAACCCAGAUCAGUGGACCACUCCCUGCCUGGAUCCUCCGUUUCUACAGACUUUGGCAGCUGGCAGAUGGUAACAGGGUGUGGCAGUAUUCAGGAGCAUGCAAUCCUGAGCACAGACGCCGCUCUCCCUGGCAGCUUCCCGGAUGAGCUCCCUAACAGUUGCCUGCUGGUGCCAGUGGCAGGCCGCGAGUCCCGGCUGGAGGAGGUGCGCUCUGCUUUCCUAGCCACCUACAGCAGCACCAUUGGCCUGAAGGCUGCGCCAUCCAGCCCCUCCGGAGCCCUUGGGGGCCUGCUGGAGCAGUUUGCACGGGGCGUUGGACUGAGAGGAAGCAGUAGCACCCUCUGAACAUGUUGCACACCUUGGACUGGCUCCUUUGUGUGUCCAGCAGCUGAAGGAACCUAAAAGCCAUGCGAGUGCCAGAGCUGCCCCUUGGGCCUGUCCUGCCCCCUGCACCUGGGGCCCAGUCCAGAGCGGGCAGGGGCUCCUCCCCCUGCCAGCCCUGCCAGGCUGAGACCGAUCUUUUCA
Terrapene triunguis (Three-toed box turtle) is the source of this 1770-nucleotide messenger RNA. RefSeq names its product myotubularin related protein 14 (gene MTMR14). Gene Ontology annotation, biological process: dephosphorylation. Gene Ontology annotation, molecular function: phosphatidylinositol-3-phosphate phosphatase activity. Lineage: Eukaryota; Metazoa; Chordata; Testudines; Emydidae. The record is from RefSeq and is a predicted model, not a curated record. The transcript has 15 exons. Bases 28 to 1590 code for a protein of 520 amino acids.